Messenger RNA from Linum trigynum, 5948 nucleotides. The record is from the annotation of a GenBank genome assembly. Lineage: Eukaryota; Viridiplantae; Streptophyta; Magnoliopsida; Malpighiales; Linaceae.
CAAGAAGUGCUCGACUGGCGGUUCCUUGUCCUUGGAGAUUUUCUUUUGGUUUCCUUUGUCAAUUGCACUUAGUGGAAGGACUCUCGUUAAUAAACAGUGCUGGAGGUGUGAUGCAAAGUUUUUCUGAAAUUGGUGUUGGAUCGCUAGUGCACUGGUUAAAGUAAGUCAAUAUGUCUUUUUCUUUCUCUCGCUCUCUCUUCCUCUGGAACUCGUUAUGUUGUCUGACAAAUCCUUCUUAUGUUCACAGUGAAUUGCUGACACAAAAGCAUAUACUGUUCCAAAGUUUUGCCAGCAAAUCAGCUGGAAUACAAGAAGAGUAACCGGGCCGAAGCCUUCAGGGGAACAAUCUUGAGCUGUCAAUUUAGUUCUCUUUAGAUUAAUUGUUGCCUCAAGUCUCCACAGAUCGUUUUUGUGCCUGUAGUCUCUCUUCUUAUUCCCGAUUCAUACUGUAAACUGUCAAGCCAGCAGCUCAUUGAAGAAUUGCCAUAGGUUAUAGAUGAGGUAGCCCCUUCCUGUCGUUUAAAACCUGCCAUCAACCCUUCAUGUCAAGUCAAGCUAUCUGAGGUCUUAGUGUGUCGUAUAGUCUUAAUAUGGUCUCUAGCAUUUAUUUUUCUCUAUUGUUCAUGUCCUUCUCUCUAAAAGCUGUGGGUCCGUGUCAGUCCAUGAAUAAAGCAAGGUCUCCUCAGUCCCCCCUUUUGUUUUAGUCAGUCAAGUACUUCCCUGAAAUAUAGCAAAGGAUCCUUCGUCUCAGGAUAGCAAGAAUGGAGAGGUACAAGUUAAUCAAGGAAGUUGGUGAUGGAACGUUUGGAACUGUGUGGCGAGCAAUUAAUAGACACAACGGUGAAGUUGUUGCUAUUAAAAAGAUGAAGAAAAAGUAUUACACCUGGGAGGAAUGUGUAAAUCUCAGAGAAGUGAAGUCGCUGCGUAGGAUGAAUCAUCCCAAUAUCGUGAAGCUCAAGGAAGUUAUUAGAGAAAAUGACAUAUUGUUUUUUAUCUUUGAGUACAUGGAGUGCAAUCUUUACCAGCUAAUGAAGGACAGGGAAAAGUUGUUCUCUGAAGCUGAAAUAAGGAACUGGUGUUUCCAGGUAUUCCAGGCUCUUGUUUAUAUGCAUCAACGUGGGUACUUCCAUCGUGAUCUGAAGCCAGAAAAUUUGUUAGUUACAAAAGCUGUAAUCAAGGUUGCUGAUUUCGGUCUUGCACGAGAAAUCAAUUCACAACCACCAUACACUGAAUAUGUCUCAACACGAUGGUAUCGGGCCCCUGAGGUUCUGCUUCAGUCAUCUCUAUAUGGUUCUAAAGUUGAUAUGUGGGCAAUGGGUGCUAUCAUGGCAGAGCUCUUCAGUUUGCGACCGCUUUUCCCUGGUAGCAGUGAAGCAGAUGAGAUCCACAAAAUUUGUGGUGUUAUAGGAACUCCAACAGUGGACACAUGGGCUGAGGGUCUAAAACUUGCAGGCAGUAUAAACUACCAAUUCCCAAGGUUUCCUGGUGUGCACCUUUCUUCACUGAUACCUUCAGCUAGUGACGAUGCGAUUAAACUUAUCACUUCUCUGUGUAUGUGGGAUCCUCGCAAGAGGCCAACAGCUGCAGAGGCCCUUCAACAUCCUUUCUUCCAGAGCUGCUUCUAUGUUCCACCAUCUCUCCGUUCGAAAUCUUCUAUUACUAGGACGCCUCCUUCUGCUGCAAUGAAGAGUUCCGUGGAGCAACAGUGCGCUAGAAGAUACUCUUCCACUUUGCCUAGCUCUAAACUGAUUCCAAAUUGCGCUACUGUGAAGUUGCACGCUUCGUUGAGCCCUGGUGUCCAGCGGAAACUUGAUCUUGUUAAUCAGGAUGAGAACAAGGAUUCCAAAACAUUGAAGAGCGCAGACAGACAGCCAAAAUACCGUCCUCCUGCGAGGAAAAGCCCUACUUCGACGCUCAGGGGCAGAGCAGGUGCUGGUGCUGGUGCGAACUCGGAGUUGGCAGAUAAGUUUGGAAGCAUGAACAUGGGGGCUCGCAAGCAGACAAUUGGUCCAGGUAGCACCAAAGCACCUCCAAUGAAGACUGGUGGGCAGUGGAACGGAGGAAACAGUGACAUGUUUCUGCGAUCAGCAGCAAAACUCCAAUCUGGCAAAAGUAUGACGAGGAAAGUUGCUGGGUAACAAGUUGAUGACCAUGAAUAAUAAAAAUAUAUAUCUACGGUUUUGUUUCUUUGGAUGAGAUCUUUGUGGCUUACCUCAACUUUUGAACAAGGUGUGAAUUGUGUGUGUGUGGUGGAUGCGCUGGAACUUUGUUUGGCAGAACGACAAACACACAGCUAUGGCUUUGGCUAUCCUGUACCACUGUUCGUUCUGUCCGUUACAGUGAAUGAUAUGCCCUUUGUGUCUGGAAUAAUAAGAAUACAUUUCGGUUGUUUUUUUCUUUCGUUGCGCGAACACGGAUUUGUCUUGCGGGAUCUUAUGUGGCGCAAGUGCUAGGUCAGUCGUUGGGUCGAUUUCGGACUGGUGCAUUGAUUGCUGGUUCUGUCGAUUGAGCCGACGAAGUGACAUUAAUUGGGAGGGUGAAAUGUCGACGGAUUUUCUCACGUUGGGUCCGCAAUGAUUAGAUGAGGAACUCUAAUCUGUUUUAGCUUAGGUCAACAAGUUGGUGAUCGUUAGCUGGUGAUACUUUUUGCUUGGUUUCCAAAUUCCAAGGAUUUGAAAAACCUCUCUCGGUUCAAUUUACUCGUUAAGAUAGAUAGGUAUCUCUUAUCUUCUGCUAAGAAAUUAACAAAUGCCACAACACCCAAGCUCGUUAGACUUGUGAAAUUCGACCAAAACACUUGGCAUGCAUGAUGUAUUGUUUGGUUAUACAUUACACAUGUGUUUUGGUAUGACACAUUUACGAGUUAAAUUUUGCCGUUAGGAUUUAUCUGAUUUUAUCGUAUCUCUUUUCGUAGCAAUGUUGGACAGGAAAAAGAGAGAUAAGGAAAACGUGACUAAUUAGUUAAUUUGUUAGGUUAUAUCAUUGAUUAUUUUCGAGUUAGUAGGGCUUCUACAUAGUAACUCUUUUGCUGGGAGUAGAUUUUAUAUUUUGCCACCAGGCCAACAAUCCAACACGUUGAAAGAAUUGUUAGGAAACGAUAAUUUUGUUAUAGCGAAACAUAUCAAUCCGUUGAAUCAAAUAAUGACAGGAACAAAAACAUCACAAGACUGCUAUCGUAAUUGACAAAUGGUUGCAAUUUUGCUUUUUAUGUGUAUUCAUAAUUUAAUUUGUGUCUACUCAAUAGUGAAAAGGAGAAGAAGAAUAGAAUUGUACAUUGAAAUUUAAAAUUCUAGAUUUCAAAACUUUAUGUCACAAUUAAGUCUCCCACUAUUUGUUUGUUGCAUUCCAUGUUCAUUUGAUGUGGGUGAGUGAGAAUGUUUUUUCUUUUUGCAAUUCAGUGGGACUUGGAAAUUAAUUAGUUUUAGCCGUUAGGUCAUUUCGGCGAAGAAAUUUUAGGAAACAAAAACGCAAUUUUCAAUGUAGAGAAUAAAAUCGAAGAUAGAGAAUGAAGACCACAAAGAGAAAAAUAUCGCCGCCUUCCUCCCCCCAUUCUCGGCAUCGAGAAUUUUGUCCGAUCACCGGAUAAAUGCUUCCGGUGGACGGGAACCGAAGUGUUUGUCUACGUAUAAAUCUCUCUUCUUCCUCCCACCUUUUAUCGAUUGAUCCGUUGUCGCGAAUGAUGGAUUCUCCAAAGGAACCAGAGGUGGUGGAAAUCUCUGAGAGCAGAAGGACAAGUUCCUGUUUCCGUCUGUUCCUGCGAUUUGUUCUGCUUUUGCUUUUCCCCUUCUUUGCUUUCCUACUCUUGUCAAUAUCCAUGGUCUUCAUAGCCCUGCUGUCGGGGCAAUUAUCUAUCGCGACGCCCGUCUCUGUUCCCUCUCGGUGCCGGAUAGUCUCCAGUGGCAAGUUCUUCUUUGCGCCCCUGUCUCUGUUUCGAAUUUGAUUUCGCUUUGUUCAUUGGUUUCCGGCUAUGAAUAAGUAUAGGAAGUAGAACGGAAUCGAAAUGAUUGAAUUGCUGAGUUUGAAUCGUUACAGAAAGAAUCGGAAAAGGUAGAAUUAUGAUAAUUGUUUUUAUUUUUAUUAUAGAAUAUGAUAAUUGUUAUUGAACGGUGAGGGAGAGACCUGCUUCAAAUCGAGACCUUGUGUGUGUUGGGAAGAGUUCGUCUUAGGGUUUCACACUGCUUGUCCACAGUAUCCAUGGUCGAAGUUCUGCCAUUAAGUUUAUUCGUUUGGAGCUGCAGAUGUGGGAUUGUAGUUCUUAUUUGGGUUUUGUUCACUUGGUUCUGAUCUUACUUAGAAUUCCUGUCUGCUCUGCUCAUGCUUGGUAUGGGUAAUCGACGGUUUGCAUUUCUCAUGUUAUUGUGAUGAUAAACGCAUGAUGCUAUUAGUAUUCCCGAAUUACCUCACUUUGGUUUAAAACUUAGCAUAAGUUACUAUAUGGAUGUUGUGAAGCACACAGAAACUUCUGUUAUCAGUCAAGUUUUGCUCGUCUUCGAGGAGGUAAAUGUUUUUGUUUGGACCUUUUCAGGUGUUGAUCUCAGAUCAUCUAAAGUUUGCGAACUGGGGUUGUUGAAGUACAAGACCAAGAAUGUCUUUCAUCCUUUUGACAGAAACAAGUUUCGAUGUCGCUAUGAUUAUUACUGGGCUUCAGUGUUUGAGGUGAUUCUCGUGGCUUUCAUUUCUCUUCUAUUUUUUCCGUGUGUUACUCUUUCAAAUUUUGCUACCACAUUGUCUAAAACACAGUACGUUCAUCACUCAUUCGGGAAUCCAAUAAUAAGUCCCAUCAGGCCAUCCCUUGAUAUGUCAUAUGUCCAUCUAAACUAUCCCUGUCCUAGAUUUGAAUUAUCAAUGUGGCUCUGUUAUGUAGGCUGGACAAACAUUGUUUAGGACCUGAUAGGUAUGCCCUUGAGGAUUUUUUUUCCCCAGGUGAUUCUCAUUGGUAUUGUUUUGGCAUGGUUUUCAUAAAAGUAUGUGGCUCUAUAUGGUUUAUUUGAGGAAUUAUAUUUGAUGAUUCCUGUAUUGCUACAUUCAUUACAUAAAAUACUUCAGAUUUGUGAACUUAUCCGCUGUAUUAUUUACCGACUAGUGUUCCAAUUGACAAGUCAGUGGGAACCUUACUAGUUAGAAAUCUACCAUGCUAUGCUGCUGACAAGAUAAAGGCUACUGUUUUGUCUUUGGAAGUGAUGGAAGUUUGGAGAGUUGUUAGAAGGUGAUAUACAGAUGAACAAAGUGAUCCAAAGUUUUCAAUAUUGUCCAGUACUUGUUUAGCGGUGUACAAUAUUUUUGCAAACAAUUGACUUCCGAUCUAGAAGUCCAAUUGUGUCCUCUUCAAAUAUGUUAUCGUUAGGAUUUCUUAAUAUUAGAAUUUUUCUUGUAAGACUAAAUCAUUAAGCAGUUGGCAUCGAUGAACUUGCAAAUAAACAUGUGUUGGUCUUCUCUCAUUAGGAUAGAGUCUGUACUAGGCGGAUAGGCGUAAAAUAUGUUAAAUGAUGUACCUAAGACCUUACACACAGGAAUCUUUGUGAAGCCUCUCUAUAUUUGGUUAUGCGAGCCUGGGUUUAAGUUCUAAUUCCUUGUUUCUGAAAGUUAUUUUGAGGCUCCCAGCCAGAAGAAAGUUUAAUACCAAAAACAAUUCUAGAGUGGGCUGUCUUAGUACCCUCUUUCCCUUACUUGAUCUCCCAAUUCAGAAUGGGCCAUUAAUGAAGUUAGAUUAUUAAAAUUCACACUGAGCUAACUUUGAUUCAUAUAAGAAGAGAGGAUAAACGAACAAGAAUCAAACUACUAUGGAGCUUUAUGUUGGCAUCCUUUUUAACGUGCUAUUGAUAUUUCUAUUAUUUUUGCAUAGACCCUUAAAAGAAAACUUUUCAUAUUCUAAUAUAUGGUUUGUUUAUUUCCUCUUCUCACGCCUUGUGGGAUUUGGCUUGUUUAUUUAAUAAAGUUCAUCAUCAUUA